CUGUCUCUUGCAGCUGGGCAAUGGGGUGAACUUGAUGGAUCCAAGCUUCCAGCAAAAACUGGAGGGGGAGAAGGAACUAAUUCGUCGAGCUAUUCAGAAGGAACUGAAAAUUAAAGAGGGAGCAGAAAACCUGCGCAAAGUGACAACAGACAAGAAAAAUCUUGUGCAUAUAGAACAUGUUCUGAAAUCCUCCAACCGGAAGCUGGAGCAACUGCACUGGGAACUUCAGGAACUUAAUGCAAGGAUUGUAAUAACAGACAAGGAGGAGAGUAAGACAGAUGGCUCUUUAUCUCCAGAUCCUUGUCUUUGGGAGAGGACUCCAGGCCCUAUGGCCAGAAAGAUUGAAGCUCUGAAAAGGCAGUUGCAUGUUGAAAUGAAAGUGAAACAAGGUGCUGAGAACAUGAUCCAGCUAUAUUCAAAUGCAACAUCCAAGGAGCGGAAGCUGCUGGCUACAGCUCAGCAGAUGCUUCAAGACAGCAAGACUAAGAUUGAAAUAAUCCGCAUGCACAUUGUGAAGGUCUCUCAGUCAGCAGGAGGGAUCGAAGAUGCAGUGGAUCCCACCAUCAGCGCUUUGGAGCUGCGCAUUGAGGAGCUGAGACAUCACCUGCGCAUUGAAGCAGCUGUAGCUGAGGGGGCAAAAAAUGUGCUGAAGAUCCUAGGAGGGAGCCGGGUGCAGGAUCGCAAGUUUUUGGCCGAGGCUCAGGGUCGCUUGCACGAGUCCUCUCAGAAGAUUGAUCUGCUGCGCUUGUCCUUGGAACAUCAGCUUGGUGAGCUUUCUCCUGAUCACCCAAAGCAAGCGCUCAUCAAGCAGGAACUAGUGAAUACUUCCUCCCUGGGCGCUCAGCAUGGCAACAUCCAACCUACUUCAGUCAUCAAACCCACAGCUCUUACAGGCACACUGGAAGUGAGACUGAUGGGGUGUCAGAAUCUAUUGGAAAAUGUUCCAGGACGUUCCCGAAUGACGAGUUCUUCUCCCAUAUGUGGCAGCCCUGGUGAUCUGAAGUCCCUUACCCGAACACGAGUUGGCCUAAGUAUACAGGGCCGUAGCGUGGCAGGAAAGUACCUGCGGAAUGAAGAGCUGUGUAAUGAGGUCCUUGCUGUGCUCAAAGUGGACAAUAAAGUGGUUGGCCAAACAAACUGGGGACCAGUCAAUAACCAGGCAUGGGACCAGAGCUUUGUCAUUGAGUUGGACCGGUCUCGUGAGCUAGAAAUUGCAGUUUAUUGGAGGGACUGGAGAGAACUCUGUGCAGUGAAGUUUUUACGUUUGGAUGAUUUCCUUGAUAACGAACGCCAUGGGAUGUGCCUCUCCCUGGAACCCCAAGGAGUCCUUUUUGCAGAGGUGAUGUUCUGUAAUCCUGUCAUCGAGAGAAGGCCCAAGCUGCAGCGACAGAAACGCAUUUUCCCCAAACAGAAAGCUUGGGGUCGCCUGAUGAUGAGUUUCCUCCCUCCGUGUAGUUCCUUGAGCAGCCUGAGCCCCUCAUUUCACAAUCCUGUUCAUACAGACUUCUCUCCAGUUCCUCUGCAAAGUCAUAUUGAUUCAGUGUCAAAACUGACUAGUGACUUUCCUGUGGCUAAGCUUACAUUUGAUGAUGAAGCUCCACGCAAACCUCCACGCCUUUUUAUGAUGGCCAACUCUAAAGAGUCAGCAUCAUCUCCUGCAGACUCUCCGUGCCUGAAGAGGCUGCAUGUUGAGGAGAAGUACUGCAACUCCACUCUUGAAGGAUUUCCAACCCAGGCACCCCUAAGGAAAAGAGCAGUUCAGGUUGAGGAUUUUCACUGUAUUGCCAUGUUGGGACGCGGACACUUUGGGAAGGUGCUGCUGGCCCAAUACAAAGCAACUGGGAAGCUGUAUGCUAUCAAAGCCUUGAAGAAAAAAGAUAUUAUUAACAGAGAUGAAAUUGAUAGCUUGAACUGCGAGAAGCGAAUCUUCGAAGUCGUCAAUUCUUCUGAUCAUCCGUUCCUUGUGAAUAUGUUUGCCUGUUUUCAGACACCUCAUCAUGCUUGUUUUGUGAUGGAAUAUACCCCAGGUGGUGAUCUUAUGAUGCGCAUACAUGAAGAUAUCUUUCCAGAGCACAUGGCUCGGUUUUAUACGGCCUGCGUAGUCUUGGGACUCCAGUUCUUGCAUGGGAAGAAAAUUGUUUAUAGGGAUUUGAAAUUAGAUAAUCUACUCCUGGAUGCUGAUGGCUUUGUGAAAAUUGCAGAUUUUGGACUGUGUAAGGAAGGAAUGGGUUUUGGAGACCAUACAAACACCUUCUGUGGCACUCCGGAAUUCUUGGCUCCAGAAGUCCUGACAGACGUCUCGUACACCCGUGCAGUAGACUGGUGGGGAUUGGGUGUACUCAUUUAUGAGAUGCUUGUUGGUGAGUCACCAUUCCCUGGAGAUGAUGAGGAAGAAGUCUUUGACAGUAUUGUCAAUGAUGAAGUCCGGUACCCGCGUUUCCUUUCGUCUGAGGCACUUUCUAUAAUCCGCAAGCUGCUUCGGAAAUGUCCAGAGCGUAGACUGGGAGCAGGGGAAAGAGAUGCAGAAGAAAUUAAAAUCCAGGCUUUUUUUAAGGAAAUUGAUUGGGAUGCCUUGCUUGCCAGGAAACUGAAGCCCCCUUUUGUGCCCACCUUAAAAGCUCCGACUGAUAUUAGCAACUUUGAUGAAGAGUUUACAUCGCAAAAGCCCAUUCUGACUCCUCCAGAGGAGGUUGCUGUCCUAACCCGUAAGGAACAGGCUCUCUUCAAGGAUUUUGACUUUGUCUCUGCACAUCUUUUAGAUGUUUGACUGCUGUGCUGAAAGAAAUAUG
This is a messenger RNA of Tinamus guttatus (white-throated tinamou), 2789 nucleotides long. The record is from RefSeq and is a predicted model, not a curated record. Lineage: Eukaryota; Metazoa; Chordata; Aves; Tinamiformes; Tinamidae.